AUGUCAGAGGAUCUAGCAAAACAGUUGGUUAGCUACAAAGCUCAACUCCAGCAAGUAAAAGCUGCUCUGUCUGGAAAUGGGGUAGAUGAAGAUCUGCUGAAAUUGAAGAAGGAUUUGCAAGAAGUUAUAGAAUUGACCGAAGACCUUCUGUCAACUCAACCUUCAGAAACUCUCGCAAGUUCAGAUAGUUUUCCUUGUGCUCAGCCCACUCAUUCAUGGAAAGUAGAGGACAGGUGCAUGGCAAUCCGGAGGGAAGAGGGACAGUGCUAUGAAGCAGAGACUGAGGAGAAAGAGGAAGAAAACGGCACUGCUGCAGUCACCUUUGCUGGUUCUGGCAAUGCCGAAGGGAUCGUCAAGCCUGUAGAGGAAGGAAGGAAGGCAAAAGGGGACAGUGGCUGCAAACCCAUGUCGAAAAAGAAAGGAUUGCCCAGCAGCUGUUUUUUUCCUUGA
This is a messenger RNA of Psammomys obesus (fat sand rat), 450 nucleotides long. RefSeq names its product survival of motor neuron-related-splicing factor 30-like. Bases 1 to 450 code for a protein of 149 amino acids. The transcript has a single exon. Gene Ontology annotation, biological process: mRNA processing. NCBI's taxonomy places the organism in Eukaryota, Metazoa, Chordata, Mammalia, Rodentia, Muridae. The record is from RefSeq and is a predicted model, not a curated record. Gene Ontology annotation, cellular component: cytoplasm; nucleus. Gene Ontology annotation, molecular function: RNA binding.